AUGGCGCAGAUAGGUGUGGAGGUGCACACCAGCACGUGUUCACACCCGGGUGUGGAGGUGCACACCAGCACUUGUUCACACCCAGGUGUGGAGGUGCACAUCAGCACGUGUUCACACCCAGGUGUGGAGGUGCACACCAGCACUUGUUCACACCCAGGUGUGGAGGUGCACACCAGCACGUGUUCACACCCAGGUGUGGAGGUGCACACCAGCACUGUUCACACCCAGGUGUGGAGGUGUGGAGGUGCACGUCAGCACUGUUCACACCCAGAUGUGGAGGUGCACGUCAGCACUGUUCACACCCAGGUGUGGAGGUGCACGUCAGCACUGUUCACACCCAGUAGGGCACCCUGGCUACCGCUGCAAAUAAAACUAGAGUCAACGGCAGGAUCCAGCAGACCAGUUAGCAGUGUCAGAAGCAGUGAAGGGGAUGAUGGGAGCAGUGGUGCAGGGGAGGAUGAUGGGAGCAGCAGUGCAGGGGAGGAUGGUGGGAGCAGCAGUGCAGGGGAGGAUGAUGGGAGCAGUGGUGCAGGGGAGGAUGGUGGGAGCAGCAGUGCAGGGGAGGAUGGUGGGAGCAGCAGUGCAGGGGAGGAUGGUGGGAGCAGCUGUGCAGGGGAGGAUGAUGGGAGCAGGAGUGCAGGGGAGGAUGAUGGGAGCAGCAGUGCAGGGGAGGAUGGUGGGAGCAGCUGUGCAGGGGAGGAUGAUGGGAGCAGCAGUGCAGGGGAGGAUGAUGGGAGCAGCAGUGCAGAGGAGGAUGGUGGGACCAGCAGUGCAGGGGAAGAUGAUGGGAACAGUGGUGCAGGGGAGGAUGAUGGGAGCAGCAGGGCAGGGGAGGAUGGUGGGAGCAGCAGUGCAGAGGAGGAUGGUGAAGGCAGCUGUGCAGGGGAGGAUGGUGAAGGCAGCUGUGCAGGGGAGGAUGGUGAAGGCAGCUGUGCAGGGGAGGAUGAUGGGAGCAGCAGUGCAGAGGAGGAUGGGAGCAGCUGUGCAGGGGAGGAUGGGAGCAGCUGUGCAGGGGAGGAUGGGAGCAGCUGUGCAGGGGAGGAUGGGAGCAGCUGUGCAGGGGAGGAUGAUGGGAGCAGCAGUGCAAGGGAGGAUGGUGGGAGCAGUAGUGCAGGGGAGGAUGAUGGGAGCAGCAGUGCAGGGGAGGAUGGUGAAGGCAGCUGUGCAGGGGAGGAUGGUGGGAGCAGCUGUGCAGGGGAGGAUGGUGGGAGCAGCUGUGCAGGGGAGGAUGAUGGGAGCAGGAGUGCAGGGGAGGAUGGUGGGAGCAGCUGUGCAGGGGAGGGAUAG
Molecule: messenger RNA, 1287 nt
Organism: Microtus oregoni (creeping vole)
Lineage: Eukaryota; Metazoa; Chordata; Mammalia; Rodentia; Cricetidae
Product: loricrin-like
Exons: 4
Coding region: 1-1287 (428 amino acids)
Source: RefSeq, a predicted model, not a curated record